Messenger RNA from Punica granatum (pomegranate), 1672 nucleotides. The record is from RefSeq and is a predicted model, not a curated record. Lineage: Eukaryota; Viridiplantae; Streptophyta; Magnoliopsida; Myrtales; Lythraceae.
AAGUCACUGGAGAGCUGCUGGAGAAGCGCCACCUCAGUUGUCAGUGAAGUGCGCUCUGAAACGGUCUCCCAUGGCAGAGAAAUGCGCGGGCUCCGAUUCUCUUCGCUGAACGGACUUCUCCUUCUCCCUCCCUCCAUCCUCUCUCUCUCCCCUUCUCCAUCCCACCCAGAAGCUGAUGCAAAUCGCACCUCUUCUGCAAGUACUGUAAGGUUUUGUCGCCGGAUAUGUGGAAUCCGCUCAAUCUGUUCCGCAGGGCUAAGACGGAGGAGCCGCCGCCGAUGGUUCUCGUGCCGCCUCUCUUCGACUUCCCGCCCCUCCCUGCUCGUACGAGAAUGUUGGAGUCGGCGUAUAAUACGUUGUUUGGGAAGAUUCCUUUAAAAUGUCUUUUUGAGGAUUAUUUUGAGGAUGCUGGGCAUUUCAGCACUAGGAUUUUGCUAAAGCCAAUUGACGAUCCUAAGGUGGAUCUGGUUGCAACAAUUGCAGGUCCAUUAGAUCAUAAGCCGGAUGAGAGAAUUGCAGGGAAUGCGCUAUUCCGUUGGCAAAGGGAUAUUGAUGAUCCUAACACGUUCGUGGACCUCUUUGUAUCCAACUCUGAUCCGAUUUUGCGGGUGAGAUCAUGUGCUUACUAUCCUAAAUAUGGGUUCGGAGCAUUUGGCACUUUUCCAUUGUUGCUAACGAAGAGCCCAACAUUUUCUAAUGAUUUUGGUAUCCUGGGUUUGAGAUACGGCUCAGGAAAUUUAUCUUUCGGAGCCUCCGCAGCCCCUUUUUCUUCAAUUGACGAAUUGCCAAGGAUUGCCUGGCUGGUGAGCAGGAUGGGAAGAGUUACUGCUGGGGUGCAAUAUGAACCAAUAUAUGAAAAUGUUGAUGGUGCAAAAUAUAAAAACUUGAUGAAUUGGAGUUGUGCAAUUGGCUAUGGAGUGGGAACAGGCAGUCCCUUGAGCCCUUCAUUCAAUUUCAAUUUGGAAUUUGCUAGAAGUUCUGAGUUCAUUGCCUCCUUCUAUCAACAUGUGGUGGUCCAGCGACGGGUAAAGAACCCCCGUGAGGAAAAGGAUGUAGUCGGGAUCACGAACUAUAUAGAUUUUGGUUUUGAAUUACAUACAAGGCUCGAUGAUCCUAAUCAACCAGAGGAUGGAAAACUAGGUUCUGAAUCGACAUUUCAAGUGGCUGCUUCCUGGCAGGCUAAUAAGAACUUACUGGUGAAGGGGAAGGUCGGGCCCCUCAGUUCCUCUGUGGCUUUGGCAUUCAAGUCGUGGUGGAAACCUUCGUUUACUUUCAGCAUUUCAGCUACCAGAGAUCGUAUGACUGGAACAGUAGCUCAUGGUUUCGGUGUUCGCAUUGAGAAUCUCCGAGAAGCCAGCUACCAAAGAGCUGAUCCAAACUUCGUAAUGCUGACACCGACCAAGGAGCACCAAGCGGAGGGCAUGGUAUGGAAAAUGGGGAACCGGCCAAUGUUCCAAUCCGACUUAAAUUCUGGGAACUUCGAGAGCUUGCCAAGGGAGUUGAGACCAUACGAGAAAAUAUUGUAAUUUUGACGUCUCUCUCUUAUACCCUUUAGUCUUCUUCCCCCGUCUUAACCAUUGUUCUCUUCUUUCUUUUUCAUGAAGCUAUUAUGACAAUUUAUUUUUCUCCUCUUUUCUUUUAUAUUUGGACGAGAGAUUUUUUUUUUCCCCCC